AUGCUCAUCACCACCCCGCCACCGCCACCACCAUCAUUAUCAUCAUCACCAUCAACAUCAUCAACAACCGCCACAUUCAUCAACACCAUCACCACAAUUGACAUCGUCAUCUUCAUCAUCACCUCCGCCACCAUCAUCAACAAUACCACUAUCACAACCAUCAUCAUCAUCAUCGUAAUCGACAUUUGUUACCAUUAUUAUUAUUAUUAUUAUCGAUCGUGUAAUGAUGAGUUCAAUCCUGGUGAGGGUGAUAAUGCUGAUGACAGUGGUUGUAAUCAUGGCAAUGAUGGCGAAGGUGGUGAUAAUGAUGGUAACGCUGAUAAUGAAAAACAUGAAAAUGAUAUUUUUAACGAUGAUGGUGCGAAAGGUAUCAAUGAUGAUGAUAGAAAUGAUUGCGAUGACGAUGAUAUUCAUGAUAUUGAUCAUGUUGGUGAUGAUGAUGAUAAGGAUGGUGAUGAUGAUACUGGUGGGGCCGGUGGUGAUGUUCCUGAAAAUGAUGAUGAUGGUGAUGGUGAUCACCGUGAUAAUGUUGAUGAUGAUAUCUAUAAUAAAGUUGUAUUGAUCAUAACUAUGGUGAUGACGAUGGCCGUGAUGAUGAUAAUGAUGGCGAUAAUGAUGAUGUUGGGAGAACGUCAUGAUGCUGGCGACAAUAGGGAUGGUAAUAGUGGUCGUGUUAAUGGUAAUAACGAUGAUGAUAACGGUAGUCAUGAUCAUGAUGAUGACGAUAAUGAUGGCAAUGUUAGUCGUUUUAACGAUAGUGGUGAUGAUGAUGAUGAUUAUAGUUACAUUCGUGAUAAUGAUGGUGAUCAUGAUAAUCAUGUCUGUCGUAAUCGUGAUAGUGAUGAUAAUCAUAAUGAUGGUAAUGAUGAUGAUGACGAUCUAUUUCUCUAA
This is a messenger RNA of Mesocestoides corti, 891 nucleotides long. Lineage: Eukaryota; Metazoa; Platyhelminthes; Cestoda; Cyclophyllidea; Mesocestoididae. The record is from the annotation of a GenBank genome assembly.